This is a messenger RNA of Zeugodacus cucurbitae (melon fly), 2068 nucleotides long. RefSeq names its product putative nuclease HARBI1. NCBI's taxonomy places the organism in Eukaryota, Metazoa, Arthropoda, Insecta, Diptera, Tephritidae. Bases 130 to 1287 code for a protein of 385 amino acids. The record is from RefSeq and is a predicted model, not a curated record. The transcript is spliced from 6 exons.
UGCUUUUCGACAAUAUGCCGUUAGUUGUUUUAAUUCGAAAUCCUUCGCUGAUAUUUUUAAACAUAAUUAAUUUCACAAUUAAUUAUUUCAAUUUAAUAUAUUCGUUUAAAACACAAUAUUUACCAUAAAAUGGAUUUGGAUUUGGCCACUUGCCUAUUCACUGGGUUAACAACUGAAUGUUUGCAGGACAAACAUGCUAAUUGGGAAGAGUGUCGCUUCACAACAACGAAUAAGCAAAGACUUUUUGCAAAGGAAGUAAUAACAUUUGUGCGUUGUAAGGAAUUGCGCGUACUUCCUAAUCCUUUCGAUAUAUCGGAUGAGUACUUUAAAAAUGCUUUUCGUCUGGACAAGUGGCUGUUCCAGGAUUUCUUACUCGUGCUUUGUCUCCGCACCUACUAUCGUCCAGAAUUAGAUAAUAAUGUAAUGCCUUUCGAUUUACGUGUACUCACCAUGCUUUCGUAUUUGGCGCAUGGCCAUUUGGAAAUUUUAAAACCUUUAGAUGCAUUUCAAGGCUAUAGAUCAAGUAUGUUACAGCGUUGUGUUGCCGAGGUAUGCCAGACAAUCGUACAUUUCCUUGCACCGGAUUAUGUUGUUUUCCCUUCAAAUAACGAUGAAACUUUGGGGAUAAAACAUGAUUUUAAUACUCAAUACGGUAUACCGCAUGUAGUUGGUGUAAUGGACUGCUUUCAUGUACGUCUUUCUAAAGUAGCUGCAGCACGUGAGCAACAAUUUCAAUGUAGACAUGGCAAUUUAGCAAUUAAUGUACAAGUGGUUUGUGAUAACAAAUAUCGUUUUUUAAAUGUGAACCCUCGAGCGCCUGGUAGCGCUAGUGACAUAUACGUUUGGAAACAUAGUCCCAUAUAUGGUAUUAUGAAAAAUCUUUUUGUAACAGAACCUGCAUGGCUAAUUGCUGAUCGCGGCUACAAAUUGGAAGAUAUACUAAUUAAUCCACACAGAAAUCCCACAACUCAUGCUGAUUUUCGUUUCAAUUCACUAAUAUCAGCAAUGCUAGACGUACUAGAUACAGCAGUUAUAAUGCUUACAUCACGAUUUCGUUGCCUCAAAACGAUUUUACCAUAUAACCAUCAGACUGCUGCGAAUAUUGUCACUGCCUGUGUGACUUUGCAUAACUAUUUGCUUUCCAAAAAUUCUGUCAUAGAUGAGCAUCUCAUGUCGGUGGUGCCUAAGCGUAAAUCACUGCCAAAUGCAAAAUGUGAGGAUAUAUGGAGCACUGGUUACCAUAAUCGUGAAUAUAUCAAAAAAUAUCUUAAUGCACGAAAUUUAUGAUUUCAAAACUAGUGGAAGUUUGCAUUUAACUAUUAUUUUAAGCAGCAAAGAUAAUAUUUAUGCAUUUGAUAUAUUAUUUUUUUGUUUUAAAUUACGGAACUAUAUUUAUUUCGUGAUUAUUGCGUACUAAAACUUUUUUAUUAAUGUGCAUUGUCUUAUGUUCUCUAUUUAUAUUUUUGCGUAUGAAAAUCAUAUUUGUGCUACAUAACAAUCAUUUAUAUUCUAGCAUGUAACAGCAUUUAAUUUUAUUUUACGUUAAAGAACGUAUCGUUGUGCAUUUUGAAGUAACUGUAUUUGUUUUGGUUUGUCAGACAUGUUGAAACAUGAAAAAUAUAUUUUUAUUAAACAAUAAUAUAUUUAAAUGGCAUUAUUUUUUUGAUUUCGAUUCGGUGGUUAGAAUCAGUUUGUUACAGAACAAAACAACGGGUAAUUCAAAUAUAUUUUAGAAGCAGAAAUUUUAAAUUCAAAUCAAUUCCAUUCCACCUGAUUUCAAAUCCACAUGUCUCCAAAAUCUACAACCACAUCUCAUAUGGUAUAUGUGGAGAGUUAAAUAUUUCAACAACUUGACGCCUGGCAACUCUACAAGAAACCAAUUCGAUUCCCUUUGUCAAAUUUGACACUAGUCAAAAGAGAGAAGAACUUAAUGGUGUUAGCUGGAAAAAUUUGCACGUCUCGUGAAAAAAAUUUUAAAUUGCCGAAAAAUAGUGGAAAUUUUGUGAAAUAAAAACAAAUUUUAUGUGCCUUUGCAAGUUAAAGUGGUUAAUUUGUGUUUGCAUAAGAA